GCUAAUGUCUCGGAUAACGUUGAUACAACCCCUCACCUCAACGGGAAACAUGACAUCAGUGCUGAUAAGCAUCAGGCAGAAUGUAAACAAAGCAGCCAUUUUCGUUUUCACGCGAACACAGAGGAAAGAUGUUUAGUUCAGGGAAUUCAUGGUUUAUUAUAUUCAGUGUUUCGUAGGAUUUCAUACAUACAUUACUCUCUGACAUGAUGAGAAACUCGAGCAUGAAGAAGAUCACGCGUGUGGCCAUUUUACUUAUGGCCAUGUGGACCACCAGUCUCACGUUCUUCGUGCUCAGGGACACGACUGGUUAUCUAACAUCAAUGCGUGAUGGCGGGAAGAGACGUAAUAUUACGACAGCAGCCGUCUUAGUGAAGGACGACGAUGGUUCAAUAAAGGAACAAGUAAACGUCAUAAAUAGAAACCGUUUUGAAGCGAAAACGGAAACAAACAUUUCAAGUACAGUUAGCAAACAUAACAACGUGAAAGUGAAUGUAAUGCACAUGGAAAUCCGCAAGAGUAACGGAAGUAUUUAUAGAAGACCAGAACGCACUAAUCAGCAGAGUAACGUUUUCAACGGAAACCAAGAUCCUGUUAAAAUAAUAUUAAUGCGCAAUGAAGCUGCAGAAAGGCGAUACUAUACAAUGCGCAAAACAAAGGUAAACCCAAUAGAGCAUGAAUAUUUGAUAACGUCCGGACAACUUUGCGAUUCUGGGUCACCAUAUGUAUUAAUGGUAGUGCCUUCUGUGCCGAAACACUUUCAACCGAGACAAGUUAUAAGAACAACCAUGGGAAGAUUUGCAAAACCUACUAACAAAUUAAAACUAGCGAACGUUUCAUUCAAGCUUGUGUUUGUGGUUGGGAGAGAUGGGAAUACUCAAACCGACAGACUCAUCAAGAAUGAAAGCAGGGCAUACGGUGACGUCGUGCAGGCGGAUUUCAUUGAUUCCUAUUAUAACCUGACCAGGAAAAUGUUAGUGACUUUAAAAUGGGUUUCAAUAUUUUGUGCGGAGAUAGAGUACAUGUUGAAAGCGGACGAGGACGUUUUUGUUAACAUUCCAUUACUAAUGAAGUAUUUGAAAAGCUUCCCGCAAAAAAUUAAAGGUUCAAUUCACGGACAUGUGAACAACAGGCCAUCUGUUAAACGACUUGGGAAGUGGGCUGUAAAACGGAGUGAAUUUCCGUUACCCCAGUAUCCUAGAUACGCUUCCGGUAAUUCUUACGUAAUUUCCGGUAACCUCAUUCCGAGGAUGUUUAUGGUGUCGGAAUAUCUACCAUACAUGCCCAUAGAAGAUGCUUUUUUGACUGGUAUUCUUGCAAAAAUGGUGGAAACUAACUUAAUAAACCACGCAGGUUUUACCUAUUUCUACGACCAGCAGCCAAUACCAUGUGAAUUCGCCUCAUCAAGAAGGAUAUCUGUGACGAAGGUCACGUCAUUACUCAUGAGCAGACUAUGGAAAACGUGUAACUGGUUUGAAUUUUAUUGUGGAAAUAAUUCCACAAAUAAGUUUUAGCUUUUUUAUGAUGUAUCUUAGAUUUCAGGUUUUAUGUAUUAUUGUUUUAUUCGAAUGCAUUCCGUGCUGUGCAAUUGUGCGUAUGUAAAACAUUUCCUCUCCUAUUCACAUCUUGUAGAAUCACCACAGGUUGUUAGAUAAACUGUUUCUUAACAGAGCUUUAGUCUUGAGCACCGAGGAAACAUUUAAGUUAUAUAUUACUAUUAAAUGAAUGAGUUUAAAUUCCUAAUCCACAGUUGCAUUACAAAUAGCUCAAACUUAUAUCAUUUCGCACAUCUCUGUAGAAAUUAAUACUGUCAUCAAAUGAAAGUGAGUAAUACGUAUACUGUUGUUGUGUGGAAGUCGGUGUGAAUCUCAGCUUUUGUUUUUCAAAAUCCUCAUUAUUGUAGGGAUUUUCUUUACGUCACCUCCAAGGGUCUGAUUUUCCAGAUAUUACGUGUAUUUAAACAUUGUUAUACUUUUAACUCAGCAUGUCACAUGACUUGCACCUGUGGGUACUUAUAUUGAUUGACAACGUGCAUUUAAUUAUAAAUGUCUAAGAAGCUCUUUAAACGAUCGAUAUAUGGUUAAAUAGUUAGCUACAGAGUGUGUCUUAAUUAUCAAAUAUUGAAAAACCAUUAUACAUCUUUUCAAAUAACUGGCCACGUUCUUACAUAUUGCUUUAAGAAUAUCCAGUUACAAGGUCAAAGUUCCACUGCACAGGAAAUGUUAUUCAAUAUCGUAUUUAGCUGUUUCUGCGACAAGGCGUACACUCUGUUAUAAUAGUUGACAUUACAUUAUGGAUUUGUUAAAAUACCGCCAUUAUUAUUCUGACAGUAAAGAUGGCAGGACAAUGUGCUUCAUUGACGAGAGACGUAUGUUUUAUUAACCCAUAACAACAUAACAAUACAUGAUUUCGAAUUGUUAACAAACGAGGUCCCUCGAUGCAAACAUCGCUUACCUUAUAUUUUCUAAACGUCGGGGGACAAAAUUGUAAUGUCAUGUCUAUCAAUGCCGUUUUGCUGGUCCCAGUUUGUUUGCAUUUUUUCGUGUUGGUCAAUGACAAUGGAGGAUUUUUCAAAUUUUCUGCUCAUUAAUUGUACGUUUAUCGAUUCUGACAAAUGCAUCAAAACUACUUACAUUUGUUUUAACCUUAAGAGACUCUUAAGAUAAUUCAGUUAAAGACAGAAGUUCUAUAUUGAGGAAGAUGAGCUGUAUAAGCUUUUAGCUUCCGACCAAAUUCUUGAAUAUUUAGAAUGUAAUAUAUGUUGUCACUUGUAAUUAUGUUUAUGAAAUAAAUAUG
Messenger RNA from Mya arenaria, 2793 nucleotides. RefSeq names its product beta-1,3-galactosyltransferase 1-like. Gene Ontology annotation, molecular function: hexosyltransferase activity. The transcript is spliced from 2 exons. The coding region runs from base 204 to 1511 and encodes 435 amino acids. Gene Ontology annotation, cellular component: membrane. NCBI's taxonomy places the organism in Eukaryota, Metazoa, Mollusca, Bivalvia, Myida, Myidae. The record is from RefSeq and is a predicted model, not a curated record.